This is a messenger RNA of Phalacrocorax carbo (great cormorant), 1389 nucleotides long. NCBI's taxonomy places the organism in Eukaryota, Metazoa, Chordata, Aves, Suliformes, Phalacrocoracidae. The record is from RefSeq and is a predicted model, not a curated record.
GGCCCUGGCGGGCGGGCGCAGGCCGGGCGUAUGAGGCAGCCCGUUCCGCCGCCGCCGGCCGCGCUGCGGGAUGUGGCGCUGGAGCUGGGCCCGGCGCUGAACGGCCGCGCCGCCGCCAUGGGGGCGAGCGGGAACGGCGCCGCGCUGCCCGAGCGCCUCCGUCUGCCCGUCUGUUUCCUGGGCGUCUUUGCCUGCUACUUCUACUACGGCAUCCUGCAGGAGAGCAUCACACGGGGCCGGUACGGUGAAGGUGCGAAGCAGGAGAAGUUCAAGUACGCCCUGACCCUGGUGUUCAUCCAGUGCGUGAUCAACGCUGCCUUUGCCAAGCUCUUGAUCCAUUUUUUCGAUGCCGUCAAAGCGGAUCGCACUCGGAGCUGGCUCUACGCCGCUUGCUCGCUCUCCUACCUGGGCGCAAUGGUUUCCAGCAACUCGGCUCUGCAGUUCGUCAGCUACCCAACUCAGGUCCUGGGCAAAUCUUGUAAGCCCAUCCCAGUCAUGCUCUUAGGAGUGACUUUGCUGCGGAAGAAGUAUCCCCCGGCCAAGUAUCUCUGCGUCCUCUUGAUAGUCGCAGGCGUGGCCCUGUUUCUGUACAAACCUAAAAAAGGGGCUGGGAGCGAUGACCACGUCUUUGGCUACGGCGAACUCCUCCUGCUGCUCUCGCUGACCUUGGAUGGGCUGACCGGCGUAUCUCAGGACCACAUGAGAGCUCACUACCAGACCGGUUCCAAUCACAUGAUGCUCAAUGUUAAUCUAUGGUCCACCUUGUUCCUGGGGGCUGGGAUAUUGUUCACUGGAGAGCUCUGGGAGUUCCUGAGCUUUACGGAACGCUACCCCAGCAUCAUUUACAAUAUCCUGCUGUUUGGCCUGACGAGCGCGCUGGGUCAGAGUUUUAUUUUCAUGACUGUGGUGUACUUCGGACCCCUGACUUGUUCCAUCAUCACCACAACGCGCAAGUUCUUCACCAUUUUAGCGUCCGUCAUUCUAUUUGCCAAUCCCAUCAGCACAAUGCAGUGGGUGGGGACGGUCCUGGUGUUCUUGGGCCUUGGACUUGAUGCCAAAUUUGGAAAGGGAGUAAAGAAGACGUCGCAUUGAGGAAAUGGUUGAUCUCUGCAGUUGGAAUGAACUUUUAAUUUAUUGUCUUGUACCUCAAAAUCUGUUAUAAAACUGGACUCAGGAUAGGUAAUCAGAAGGGGAGUGUUUGGAUUUUUUUGUUAUAGUUUUUUAAUUCUAAAUUGUCUUAAAAGUGUAAUACUUUAGUUUUAACUGUAACAAAGCUUUUUUUUUUUUUUCUGUAAUCAAAGCUGCAUUACUAGAUUCUGGCAGCAGGCUGAAUUUCUUGCCUUAACAGGAAAAAAACUUCAUAUCUUUAUUAAAGAAAAAGAAACAAUG